GGCUGCUAUGAGUGGGCAUUGGACAGUGGACAACGAAUGCAUCUCACAUCAAAGACGACCUGAAGACCACCGACAGGAAUUCCCCACGGUUAACCCUGGACUGUCAACAUAUACCGUCGUUUUUCUGCCUAUGAAGCCUUGAAAAUCCCUUGUCUUUACGAAAUGCCAUCAUGACAUCCCAGCUAUUGGCGUCAGAGCUCGCCAAUCUCAUCCAGGAGAGCAAGCGCAAACACAAUGACUUGCGCCAGGCCGCCGAAAAAUCACUUGAAGAACUCAAGAGUAUAAGAGCUGGCUCUGAAGCUCAAAUAUCGGAUGAACUCACUCAACGGCCAAAUUUUGUCAACCCCUUCAUCAUUGCUUGCGGGACCAAAAACGUCAAGUUCACCGGCAUUGCGAUCGUUUGUUUACAGCGCCUCAUCGUUUCAAGAGCCUUACCAAGAUCUAGAUUGAGCCAGGUGCUGGAAGCCUUGCAACAGGCCACGUCAGCCGGCCUCGACGUCCAACUCAAGAUUCUCCAGGCCCUGCCCUCAUUAUUAUCCAAUUAUGCCGUAGAUGUGAAGGGAGAACUUCUCGUCACGGCACUUAAUGUUUGCUUUAUCCUACAGUCAAGCAAGAAUGCCAUUGUCAACAACACAUCUGCAGCCACCCUGCAACAGCUGGUCGUUUCCGUCUUUGACAAGGUAGUAGCCGAGGAUAAAAACGGUCAGGACUCACAAAUUGUGGGCGAGGUGCCGCUUCAAGAUGGCACGACCCUUCCUCUUCGCGCUGCGGCCAUGGAUGCCUGGAGGGUGUUUAAUGAUAUCUGUCUCCUAACCGAAGGCCAGCGACCCGAGUACCUUCGCUUCUCUGGCCUGCCACAGACCUUCGGUCUGGAGCUGAUUGAGUCUGUGCUCACCAACCAUGCCGCCAUCUUCACCUCACAUCCAGAACAGGCCGAUAUCUUACGAGCCAGAGUGAUGCCCUUUAUCAUCAGUGCACUUCGGGGCCGACCAAAUUUCGCUACCAGCGUGCGUCUUGUGAGAAUAUUGUACACCCUGCUACGUCGGCAUCUGUCCAUCCUCCCAGAGGAGAGUGGUGACGCUCUUGAAAUUUUGACCCAUCUCUUGGACAUGGACACAGCGCUGUGGAAGCGAUCACUGUGCAUGGAGGUAUUCAGAGGUGUCUUUGCCGACCACGCUCUUCUGAGGCGUAUCUUUGGCAUGUUUGAUGCCCAAGAGGGAGGCAAGAAGAUUCUGAGGAACCUAACAGCCACGUUCGUGCGUGUGAGCACAGAGAAGCCCACUGCUAUUGGACUCGGACACCAGUCGACCAUCCCAGUUGCCAACCCCUAUGGCGGCUCAGCUGCUUCAGCCGAUCAAGCAAUGUUGGAAGCUAGUGGCGCUGGCAUCAUUACAAGCUCGGUAGGUUCCGAUGGCCACAACACUGGUAUCAGUACUCAGUGGAGCACCAUGCGGGUUCCAUGCAUCGACCAGCUCGACAAGACGGACCCCCCAGGCAUUCCGGAGUCGUAUAUUUACAGCCUGACACUGGCAUGUAUCACCUCACUAUCCGAAGGCCUUGCCAAGUUCAUCCUCCCCCUCACUGUCCCCAGCGACGGGAGGAAGAAACGAGGCACCAAAACAGACAUAGGCCGAGACUCCCCUGCGCCGUCAACCGACGAAAAGCUCGACCCAGGAGAUAAGAGCUCGCUGGAGCGGUCUUCGUUCAAGCGCAACCCUGUUCCAGUCAACCCCCUUACGCUGGAGAACCACCCACUCUAUUCCGAAGUCAAGAUAUGUGCCGCCUUUAUUGACGAGUGUUGGCCAGCCAUUCUUGCAACAUGCUCGACCUUCCUGUAUGCCGCGCUUGACUCGGAGUACUACCAUGGUCUUGUCCGGUCAUUUCAAAAGUUUACACAUGUGGCUGGCCUCCUGCAGCUCACUACCCCACGGGAUGCCUUUCUUACCACACUGGGCAAGGCAGCUGUGCCACCGAAUGUUCUCACAGCAUGCCUUAAUGCUGGCGCCCCUCGGAACCCAGUCACCCCUUCUGAGCCUACCAACAGCAUCUUCGGCAAUGCACGUGGCCUUCUUAGUGUUGAGAGUCUCGUGUCACCGACUGUGGAGAAGCAGCGACAGGUUUCUGUUGAUCCUAGUGCCGGCACGCUAAACACACGGAAUAUGCUAUGUUUGAGAGCAUUGCUAAAUCUCGGGAUAGCACUUGGUCCAACACUUUCGGCAUCUUGGAACAUCAUCCUAGAAACACUCCAGCAAGCCGACUUUGUGUUGUUUUGCUCCGGUAAGGCUGCAGGCAGAACACCUCUGGCGGCCAAGGGUCCUGAUCACCAAGCCGAGCAAGAGGCUAGCACUCUCCUUACCAAUUUUAGCACUGAAAUCCGUGCGGUUGAAACGGCCGCCUCACGGUUGUUUGAGAGUACCAUCGAUUUCCCCAAUCCCGCCUUCGUCGAGGUGGUCGGGGCUGUCUGCAGCCUGUUGGAAAAGCAUGGUGAAGCCCCCUCGGCACCAGGGAGCAGGCCGCAAUCACCGCCAUCUGGCGGAGGACUCAAAACACCAUCGGUCCCGCACAAGCGCCAACUAAGUGUUUCAACUCCGGCCCUGACUGGCCCCAAUCAAGAGGAUCAAUUUGCCUUGGCUAAGCUGGGUGAUCUCGCCUCUAUCAAUAUUGAGAGGCUACUUAUCUAUGAUCCUGAAGUCUCCGGCUGGGCACCACUGAUCUCUGAGCUCAUCACUGCGUUGAGUUCAACCUUAAACACAGCACCAGUCAGAGCACGGGCAGCAGAGACGCUGGUUCGGAUUCUGUUGGAAGCUGCCGCUGCCGUGUCAUCUCAGCCCGAAGAGCCUCGUGGGGACAUACAGCAACGACUGCUGGAGGCAUUCCGUGACUCCCUCCUGCCUCUGCAAACCCCUAACAGAGAAGUGUCUGUCACCAGCCAUGUCGUCGACGUCGACAUUCACAAGAUCAUCCUCGAAGGUCUCAAGAGCCUUCUCGAAAACUGCGGAGAGACCUUGGUUCGGGGCUGGGAAAUCACGUUCCAGAUUAUCGAUACCAUCUUCGUUGACAAAACGUUUACCCCCGAGAAGCAGGAGGCUGACAAGCGGUCCGUCCUUCUCACCCGCUCUGUCAAACUCAUUCGUCCUUCUUUUGCCUCGUUGCAGUUGAUCUGCUCGGACUUUCUGCCUUCUCUCCCUAAUGCCUGCUUUCUUAACCUCGUCGAUACCCUGUACAAAUUCUGCACUCAGGAUGAUGAACUUAAUGUGGCCUUGACGACCGUGACUUUUUUCUGGGCCAUCUCGGACUUUCUUUCUGGUAAAGGCAGAUCCAUGUCCAUCACCGAAGACAUGAUUGGGGAGUCUGGCGACGAAGCACUCACCAAGCUGGCAGCAGACUCCUCCCACAACGGAUCAGGGGCAGCCUUGUGGAUGUUGCUUCUCCUGCGACUCACCUCGGUUGCUACAGACCAGAGACUGGAGCUGCGAAACAGCGCCAUCCAGACUCUGAUGCGCAUCAUGUCGGCUUACGGCGAUAGUCUAAGCCCGGAAGCCUGGUCCAUUUGCAUGAAGUCUGUCAUCUUCCGGCUCAUGGCUUCAAUAGAAAAAGAGCUCCAGGUUCUUUCUGGAGUCUCAGCAAAAGACAAGAGUCAAGAGGAGUGGAAAGACACGGCCAUUGUGGUUGUGCAGGGUGUUUCAAGCCUGUUCGCCUCAUAUCUCACUGUAUUGACGGCUCACAACAGUUUCAUCAAGAUUUGGGAAGACCUUCUGGAUCAUUUCCGGAUCCUGCUGGAUCUGAACGUGUUGGACAUCAACGCUGCCACAUACAGUGCCGUCCGGGACAUUCUUCACAGGUGCGCAGAGCAAGACAGACCUCGCGUGGGCAAAGAAAGCCUCGACCUUGCCUGGGAUCUAUGGUCUCGAGGAAUUCCAGUUCCCAAAGAUGGCAAGGACGACAAAUCUUCGGACAACCAGAAAUGCCUGUUGGUGUGGGUAGAGGCAUUGCUGGAGCUUUACGGGCUCAUCCAGAAAGACUUUAGUGUCGAAAGAGUCCGCCGCAUGCUCACUCUGCUCCGCAAUGCCAUGCAACAUGCCACCCCAGGAGCCUACGCCAGCGACGUCGAGUAUGUCACCCCAUUGCAGGGCAAGAUUCUGGAAGUGUUCCGCAUGGUUCGCACGGACGUGAGCGGCGUCCCGUCUGCUAUGAUCACCCAGGUUGCCGAGUUUGUGUCUCUGGCAUUUGCCCAGGAAGACGCUGCCAAGGCGGCGGCAGAGAAGCGCACAUAUGUCGCCAUGUCUAAGGAAAGCAUGUCUAUCCUACAGGCACUCAUCAUCAAGGACUCUUCUGGACGGGAUAUCUACGAGACCGAGGCCUUCGCCACUGCCAUGUCUGCGCUGGCGAAGCCCGUGGUCCUAAAGUAUUCGUUCAAAACCACCACUAGAUCCAACCAACCAUGGAAGGAGGCCACCAAAACCUCACUUGCAGUUCUGGAAGCUUCCCUUCCAUACAUCCGCACUGCUGACCUCCCCCGCCCCAUCAUACAACACAUCUGGGAGACCAUCAUCUCCAUCGCCAACGGCAUCAUCAGCGCUGACUACCCCAACGCCCCUCCCGGCACCGACAUCCUCGCCGACCAAACCUUUGACAUUUCCUCCUUCCGCAAACUCCGCGAGCUCAUCAUCCCCGCCCUCGGCGCAGAAGUCAUCCUCGACGCCACACGCAAGUCCUACGCGGAAGGUCUCUUCAGGACAUCCAUCAUCCACGCCCCCGCUCCCGCCGAGGCCUCCAUCAUCUACGGCAACAGCAACGAAGGCCUUACCACGCUCUACAGGUCCCGCCCAGGCCGCACCAUUGACCCCCCACCAACUAAACGGACCCUCAUGGCGGAGGUUUGUUUGGAUGAGUUGUUCUCCCUAGUGGAACAACACGACGAAACUUCCCCGCCAGAGAUCAGCACCGAACCCCCCACCUUUCCAUCUUCUGACACCGCCUCACCGGAAACAUCCCACGAUUUAUCCGUCCGACUCUCCCAGACCGCCUCGCCCUAUCUCAUCUUGAGGUGUGCGCUAAGCAUAAGGGCUUACAUAGCCGACCAGCCCCUCCGAGGGCGCAUGCCGCAGCCGCUGUCGCAGAGAAAGGAACUUGGUCGUAUCCUCCGGGCGUUGGUCGACCUCAAGUCUGAGCCGGACGCGAUUCCCGACACCCCCAACGUGGACUCAGAGACGAGGAAGCAUUUGCUGAGGUUGUACCCCCUUUUGGUGAGCGCCAUUCAAGUUGCCGGUACAGCAGGUGAUGAAAAGGUUUUGAAGCUAGUCAGAGAGGCGCUGGAUGUUGUUGGUGGAGAGCUGGGUGUUUAAUUCUUUUCUCUUUUUCGUUGGCAAAUGUAGACAAAAUGAAAGUUGUGCGUCCUUACUUUGUACAACUAAACAAAACGUCAACCCUAUCAUACCAUCAUUUCACCCUCCCUUUUUCUCGCUGUGGGAAACCAUCCCAUCCUAUCCGCUUCGAUGUGGCCCAUCACCGCCUACAAGAAACAAUUAAGCCCCAUACUCAUACACCAAUGCCCUCAACCUUGCCCUCAACCUCGCCGCCUCCUCCUUGGGAUCCUUGCGGGGUGGCUGCUCCAGAAAUUUCUUCACCUCUUGCAUCAAGUUCUUAUCCGCA
Molecule: messenger RNA, 5652 nt
Organism: Podospora bellae-mahoneyi
Lineage: Eukaryota; Fungi; Ascomycota; Sordariomycetes; Sordariales; Podosporaceae
Gene: MON2
Product: Endocytosis and vacuole integrity protein
Exons: 7
Coding region: 171-5345 (1724 amino acids)
Source: RefSeq, a predicted model, not a curated record